Laccaria bicolor S238N-H82 is the source of this 1893-nucleotide messenger RNA. RefSeq lists its product as uncharacterized. Bases 1 to 1869 code for a protein of 622 amino acids. NCBI's taxonomy places the organism in Eukaryota, Fungi, Basidiomycota, Agaricomycetes, Agaricales, Hydnangiaceae. The record is from RefSeq and is a predicted model, not a curated record. The transcript has 5 exons.
AUGGCACCUCUGCUACUUUUCGUCUUUUUGAGAGGACUGCCGCGUCCACUCGAACCAAUCCCUGUUGACAUUGAAUGCUCAAAAACUGUUGGAGACUUGAAAGAGGCCAUCUUUCCGAAGAUUGUUCAUUCACUGGAGCACAAAAUCGACGCCGCCGCACUGAGCCUCUAUAAAGUCGACUUUCCUGAUGUUUCUGAUGUUGGCGAGCUUGAGGCGGUGGCCUCUAAAGCCAAGAAGGAGAAGCUGUUAGCGUCGCUCAAGCUGUCAUCGGCCUUCACAGCAAAUCCUCCAAAGCUCACCAUCAGCAUUCUCGCUGAGCUCCCACAGUCUUUUGAUGAUGAACCUCCCAAGAAAAGAGCCCGCUUGGCUGCUCAGUCCGAUAUCUUCAAUGACCUCUCAGCCGAUUGGCAUGGAAUUUGGGCUACAUUUUGGGGUAACCCUUCUUCCAAACAUAUUGUUGAGGAAUCUGUACGUCUACCCGAUGGAAGAACACUGAAACCUGCAGGCGAUGAGACGAAAUACAAGUACCUCACACUCCCUGAUGAUGGCGUCUUCCCUUGUGAUUUGAGCCGAGUACUCAUCACCAACACGUACAGGUUACUCUAUAGCAGGUUGUGCGAAGAGGAGAAGGUCCACAGUGAGACUCCUCGUGCAGAACGCUUCAUUGCAUUAUCACAUUCAACAAUCAUUAUGGGCCAGCCUGGCAUAGGGAAGACAGCAGGUCUCUCCUGCAUCCUCGUAUGGCGACUUCAACAAAAGAAGCCAACUGUUUACUGCAACAAUAAGGCAUAUGCUUUUGUAUUCACUGAUAGUGGGGUUCAGCAAGUUUUGCUGAGCCGAGAAUGGCGCAUUAAUUUUCUCGAUCAGUCCGUUGACUGCUGCAGAGUCGUGGUCGCGACAUCCCCCGAUUAUGAUAGCGUGAAGGCAUUCAAGAGCAAUGUUGCCAAGACAUUCUAUCUGCCCACAUGGAAUUUACUGGUGCAACCACAGGCCACUGAAUUAUUGAGGGAUAUCUUCCAGAAGUUAGGCGGCAUUCCACGGAAAUGCUUCCGAGCCAUUUCUCUUGAUGGGAAGGAGCAUGAAAUGCAGAAAAUCGAUCAGGCUAUCAACCAAAUCAGUGGCCUACAAGAUUUUAUGCAUUCAGAAAGUGGGUUUAUGUGGUUCGAUAGCAGUCAUCCUCUCCUACGCAUCGAACCCAGUGACGAUACCUGGAUAGCUCCAGUCAUGGAGCUGUUGAGCGAUUACGUCGCAAGACGCGUGUUCAACAGGAUCAAACUCUUUCAGAUCAGCCUGAGGGAACUUCGUGAUUGCAUUGACCACCCACUCUCCAUCCGCACAGCACAUCGCUGGAGUGGUAAGCUCUUUGAAAUGGGAGUCCACCGCCGAUUUCGCGAAGGCAUCGAGUUCCAACCCAUGGCCACAGAUAGUGAGGCGCCUGCCCUAACGGUGCAGAUCAAGAAGGCCAAUAGCGAAGCUGAAGGCUACUUCCACUCUCUGUCUGUUCGAGCGAAGUCUGGCUCUCACGACGUACACCAUCGUUUUCUUCAACGUUACCUCAUACCCCUUUCGCCCAUGGAUGAAACCAUCCAUGCUAUCUGUAUAUCGAAGGCGGUUACGGUUCUUUUCCAGAUUACCAUGUCCCCAGUUCAUGACCUCAACCUGAAAAGCAUAACGAAACUCACCAAGGAACUGCCCAAUAAUGCACGGAAAAGAGUCUGCGUUGUCUUUGUGGUUCCUGGAUCCAAGGAAACAGCGGGACCUUACAAACGUCAAAAAAUUGUACCCACUACUGGAGUAGCUGAAGAUGAGUUUCGAACAGUACAGGCUUACCACCAAUACGUUUAUUACUUCCCGAUGACUUUUUUCUAAUUUUAUUCUCACUACUUACUUCUC